CCAGUCAUCACGUUGCCAAGGUGGCGUGGGCACCACAUAAUUCUCCACUUUAAAAAAAAGAAAAAAGAAGGAAGAAACCUGACGGGCAAAACUGCCAACUUUGUUGCUGAUUUGUUUUUUGUUUUUUUUUUGUUUUGUUUUUUUUCAAAAAUUUGUUGUUGACCGUGCCCACCGUAAUGGCCAACUUGGCUAUUGGCAUAGCAGUUCGGUGCGUCACUUGGUUCCUGUCUUCUAUAGUGACGAUUCUUCUUGUACCAUUCCUUGUUGUGUUCUGGCCGUGGAGUCUCGUCACCGACUACACCAGCACAGUUAAAAAGAAGAAAACUACAAGCAGUAAAGGAUGGUUGACCUCUCGAGGAUUAGGCAACAGCCAUUUCGUUCAGUUAAAGGACGUGAGCAUCCAUUACAUUGAGGCUGGCAACCCGUCACGACCGCUGAUGCUCUGUCUGCACGGCUUCCCUGAAUUUUGGUAUUCAUGGAGACAUCAGCUCAAAGAGUUUGCGUCCACUCAUCGCGUAGUCGCGGUCGACUUGAGAGGCUACGGUGACUCGGACAAACCUAACGGUCGCGACGCCUACAAGAUGGACAGGCUAGUGGACGACGUUCGCCAAAUCAUCGAUGUACUCGGUAAGGGCAAGUGUGACGUGCUACUAGCUCACGACUGGGGUGCCGGAAUUGGUUGGGAAGUCGUUAUCCGCCAUCCGCAAUUGGUCCGUCGUUUCGUGCCGAUGAAUUGCCCCCAUCCGGCCGCCUUUAUCUCCGUCAUUUCUAGCGAAUUCACGCAGAUUUUCAAGUCGUGGUACAUGGUAUUCUUCCAAUUGCCCGUCGUGCCAGAACUACUGCUCACAGCGUUCCGUGCUUCCCUUUUCCGUUGGUUGUUCCAGCGUCCAGGGCUGAUAGAGGAAGACGCCAAGGCCUAUCUGUAUCUCUAUCGACGUCGAAACGAUUUAACCGGUCCGAUCAACUAUUACCGGAGCAUGAUCGAUCCCGAUACGAUGGGCCAAGAAGGUAUUGUGGUCAAAGUGCCGACGUUGCUUAUCUGGGGCGGCGAGGAUCGUUUCCUUAACAUCUCCAUGGCUCAUCAAUCAGCCAAAUGGGCGGAGAACUUCACUCUUGGCCUGAUUCCCGAAGCGUCACAUUGGGUACAACAAGACGCUCCGCAUAACGUCAAUCGAAAGAUUCGUGAAUUCUUGGGAAAAGUUUGAUUGAUUUUUAAAGUCAUUUC
Daphnia carinata is the source of this 1225-nucleotide messenger RNA. RefSeq names its product epoxide hydrolase 4-like. The transcript is spliced from 7 exons. Gene Ontology annotation, molecular function: hydrolase activity. Bases 177 to 1205 code for a protein of 342 amino acids. The record is from RefSeq and is a predicted model, not a curated record. Lineage: Eukaryota; Metazoa; Arthropoda; Branchiopoda; Diplostraca; Daphniidae.